Molecule: messenger RNA, 2709 nt
Organism: Symbiodinium necroappetens
Lineage: Eukaryota; Dinophyceae; Suessiales; Symbiodiniaceae
Source: the annotation of a GenBank genome assembly
AUGCUACUUUUUGCCGAUGCUGUCCUUCAUUCCUUUGGCUUUGUUUGGCGGAAUCCAAAUGCCGAGUCCGUGGGAGACAGGUUACAACAAGGAGGCGCCGCUUGCCUCUAUCCCAUCUGCAGAGAUGCCCACAGGGAGAUGGUACUGGAACCUGCCCUUGGUCACCUGCAUUCUGCUCUUCCUUCCGACGGGGAUCGUCGCGGUUCUGUACCAGCUGAAGAUGAGGACCAUUCGACAGCAGCGGAUGAGUCACGGAAUCUGAGGACACCAGGACAGAUCGGCUUGAAGGGAGUCCAUGGCCUGGAUACUGGCGAGAAGGAGAUUCAAAGUGCGAAGACGGAUGCCAAAGGCGCUCUCGUUGCCUCUGAGACGAAGAGCCAAGACGAAGUCGUCCGGGACUUCAAGAAGUCGCUGAGUAGGAAUGGUUCUUUGCGCCAGGGCCAGGCUUUCAGCCAGAAUGACGACUUGCAGGUCCGCUGUCAGCGCUCUCCGAGCCUUCCAGAGCUGCCAGUCGAGCCCUUGUUUCCGGAGCUCGGCCGAGCCAGCGACAUCGCACAACCAGGUGGCUUCCGACGCGAGCAUGUCUUGCGCCGGGCGCCGAAUGCUGCGGCAGAGCGACCGCUGCUCGAGUCGAUGCUUGAUCCACGGCUGCAGCACUAUUUUGCGAAGAAUCUGGAGAUGCAGGCCGAGACCUCCUCGGCAUCCACGGUUAGUGUUGGCGCCUCCAACCUGUCGACGGUGCUCGUCAUUCUCAAAUCCACUGUGGGAUUUGUGGGCGCUUCGCUGAGCUUUGUGGCGAGCUUCAGCGGUUCAAGCCGCCUGCAGCGGCUUGCUGCGCGGGCCGGGCCCCCCACCGUCACAGAUGUGCAGGUGGAAGCCGAGGCAACCGGUGCUUUGAAGGAUGCGAAGGAGCGGCUGAUGGACCUCUUGGAGGACAGCUCUUUAGAGGAAGAGGUUCUUCGUCCCGAAGGGAAACCCAUGCGCGGCAGAGUGGACGAGGCCAUCAUCCGCUUGGAGAGGCUAAACACCAACGAGGAGCCCGUCUACUCCGUGGACCUGGACGGUACCUGGGUGGUGAAGUACACCGGCUCAUACGCACCGGGCUUGUUGUCCUCACCAACGCGUGAGCUGGCGCUCUUCUUGUACGGCGGAGGCUUCUCUCUUGGCAAUGCCUUGUCCUCCUUCGCCCAGGGCUUCUGGGGUCAGACAGCAGGUGUGAAACUUGGGUCCAAGACGGUGCAGAUCACCGGUGGUCGAGACGUGGAGGCAUCCGCCGAGGUUGAGGUUGCGGGCCGAAAGGAGACUCUGAACUACAAGGCAGAGCUGAUGCCCCUGAGUUCGGCGAGAAUGAGCGAGGAGGUCGUUUCCGUGAAACUGCCUGAGCCUAUCGGAAGCCAAGAACUUCCGUUGGAGCUCCGCCGAAGCAUCCUUGUGACCUACCUCGACGACGAGGUUAUGAUCGUCAGGGACGAGUCCGGUGUCCCGGAUGUGUUAGUGAAGAAGUUCUCUGCCCCAGCUCCCCCAACAAUGGAGGCUGAGGAGAUUGUCGCCAAUGCAACAGCCACAAACGUGUCGAGUGGUACUCUGAUCAUCAUCCCCGGUGCUUUUUCGCGGACGGGGAUCCUUCUGGCUCCUUUGGAGCUGAUCUUCAUCGGCGGUGUUGAAAUUUACUGCAUGGUUCUCCUCGUGAGGUGUGUUCGUGCACUUGGUGGGGGAACCUACGGUGACAUAGCCAGGCGUGCCAUAGGGCCGAUCGGGAGUUGGGCUGUGGAUCUGAGCAUACUGCUCUCCCAGACCGGCUUCGUCUGUUCUGAGAUACUUUAUGUGGCGCUCAAUUGCCACGGCGCCCUGAAGGCGCUCAAACUGUCAUCUCCCAUGUGGUCCGAAGCAAACAUCAUCCUUCUUCAGCUUAUUGUUGUGAUCCCCAUGUCGUGGAUUCGGCAGCUCAAGUACUUCCAGGUAUCUAACCUCAUUGCAAACACCACGGUCCUUCUGGCCCUCGCCAUCUUGCUGACUUACGCGAUCGUCGGCUUGGCUGGCGAUGAGGUUGGCCACGGCAUUCAGCUGGCUGGUCCCAACUGGAUGGUUUUCGCUGGCACGGUGGUGUUUUCCUUCGAAUGCAUCAACUUUGUCAUUCCAAUGUACGAUGCCCACGAGCAGAAAGAAACGUUUGCCCCCAUUCUUGUGGCAACUUUGCUUGGCGUUUGCGUCUUGUUCGUCGUGUUCGGAGCUGUGAACUACCUCCGUUACGGUGAGGAAACCAGGGACGUAAUCACAUUGAACCUGCCGAAGGGCACCAGGGUCGGGCAUGUGCUUCCCUUUGCCUUUGCCCUGGCAUCACUGUUCAAUGUGCCUCUCUUCCUCUUCCCAGCGGCGACUUUCCUGGAAACACUGCUCUUUGGAGCUGUCUCAACUCCUGGUCCUCAGACGCUGUUGAAGAUCAACAGCAUGAGGACACUUUUGAUUUGUACUUGUGCCGUCAUCUCGCUUUUCGGCAAAGAUCGAAUUGAUGCUUUUAUCUCAUUGAUUGGGUCAUUUUGCUGUGUGCCUUUGGCUUUCAUUUUUCCCAUCAUUUGCUACAUCAAGAUCUGCAAACCUGGCAAAGUGGAGAGCGCGCUGGGUGGAGCUGUGCUUCUCCUGGGUUCCGUGCUGUUUGUCUACACCUCUUGGUCGGCUGUCAAACAGCUUACGCAGCACACGCAUGACUAG